Dibothriocephalus latus is the source of this 2847-nucleotide messenger RNA. The record is from the annotation of a GenBank genome assembly. Lineage: Eukaryota; Metazoa; Platyhelminthes; Cestoda; Diphyllobothriidea; Diphyllobothriidae.
AUGAAACUAUCCUGGGCGUCUGGGAUUGACAUUGCAUACUUUGGUACUUUUUCGCUGAUCAAUAUCCGGUCCCAAAUAUCCAAGGCUUCACUCUUUCGCCAAAUGUUCUCCUGUGAGAUCAAACAAGCCCACGGUAAGGAAAACGUGAUUGAGGAUGUUCUAUCGCGAAGCGCGAUGGACUCCAUCGCCACACACCCUGCUAAACAGUUGAGAUUUGCUACAAGAAUGGAAAUCCUCUUAUUUAUUAUCGGGAUAAUUGCUAGCGCGGGAUUGGGUGCGCUUUUUCCCCUGAGUAUGGCAUUGUUUGCAGACAUGGUGGACGACCUGAUUCGUCAUCUAUUUUUCAAUGCAGCGAACUUGAUUGAGGGCCAAAUACCACUCUUUGUUGAGUUGGCCGUAGCUUCAUUGGUUCUUGGAUUUAUUCAAAUGUUUUGUCUAAACUUGUCUUCAAGAAGACAAGGACAACGGAUCCGGCUUUUAUUCUUCCAGUUUGCCAGCUGCUUCAAUAUUUUUUGUUGUAUGAUGAGGCUUUCCAGAUUAAUUCUUUCAUCCCUUGAUCUAAAUACUAAUUUACAGAGUAUGCUGCGCCAAGACGCAAGUUGGUAUGACUCGCAAGCAUCGGGCGCCCUCAUCAGUCUAAUUUCAACCAGUGUUCCUCAGAUCCAGGCCGGACUUGGCAACCGAAUUGGCAGCUUCAUGAGAGAUUUCGUUCUUUUUGUCGGCUGUCUUAUCAUGGCAUACAUCAAGGGAUGGAAGUUAGCUCUCGUUGCAUCGUCGAUGAUACCGCUCAUCAUUAUUUCCUUCGCCGUCCUUGGACUAUCUCUGAACUAUUUCAACAAGCGAGAAAUUCGGGCCUACAGUAGAGCAGGUGGCAUAUCUGGCGAAAUUUUGAGCUCUAUCCGUACCGUUUUUGCAUACGGAGCAGAGGAAUACUCCUGCAAACGGUACACAGAGCAAUUGUACAAGGCCGAACGCACUGGCAUAAAAAAGUCUAUGGCUCUCGGCGCAGCAAAUGGCUUCGUAAGCUUUUCAAUUUUUUCUGCGGCUGCGUUGGUCCUCUGGUACGGUAUCACACUUGUUCGAACUGAGCGUUUCAGCAGUGGAACAGUCAUCUUGGUGGUUGUCAGCAUAAUCAUUUCAAGCAUUUCAAUGGGAAAAGCUCUUCCAGAAAUCGAGGCAAUUGCCCGCGCCUUGUCAGCCGCCAAAAAAGUUUACCCAAUCAUUGACCGGAUACCAAACGUUGACAUUGCAUCCGACGGAGACAUGCUAUCGGACAUAAAGGGCAAAAUCGAAUUCAAAAAUGUCUCUUUCGCUUAUCCAACACGACCGACUGUGCGGAUACUGAAAGACUUCAACCUAACCGUUGAACCAGGUCAGAAGGUUGCCAUUGUUGGUCUGAGUGGAUCCGGCAAAAAGAGAGGGAAAGGUAUGCCAAUAAUCACUGGUCUUGUUCCUCAUGUUCUGAUUGAUGAUCACAAUGUUAAAAAUUUGCAUUUGGGUUGGCUGCGCCAGCAACUGGGAGUCGUAGCGCAGGAGGCCGAUCUCUUUACAGGAACGGUGGCUGAUAACAUCCGAAUUGGUUCUAUAGACGCUACUGAUGAUGAAGUCGAGGAGGCUGCCACUCUGGCCAGUGCGCAUGGAUUCAUUAUGAAGCUUCCGCAGGCGUUGAACACUGCUUGCUCUGGUCGCUCCGUCAUUAUGGUGGCGCACCGACUGACAACAGUACGGAAUGCUGACAAAAUCAUCGUUAUGCAAGAGGGAGACGUCGUGGAGAUCGGAAGCCAUGAAGAACUAAAACGGGCCAAGGGAAGGUACUGGAAGAUGCUACAGGCCCAGGAGAUCGCUUGGUUCGACCAGCAUGAGAACCAGCCGGGCAUUCUGACGGCUCGCCUGGCUGCAGACGCACCCAGUCUGGAGAAGAUCUCCGGUUCACAACUCGGUCUUAUGGUGGAAGCCGCCUGCUUAGUCAUUGUCUCGCUCGCUAUUGCCUGCAACUUCAGUGUCGGCAGAGCAGCCUCCUUCCUGCCUGAUCUGAAAUCCGCCAACGCAGGUGCACGCAAAAUUAUGCAGAUUUUGCGACGCAAGUCCGAAAUACCGGUUGAUGAUGGCGCUGAACCAAUGAAGCCUUUCAGCGGAGCUAUUGAAUUUCGAGACCUGCACUUCGCCUAUCCUGCUCGUAAACAUACUCAAGUCCUUCAGGGUUUUGAUCACAGUGUCACCCCCGGUUCCUCCGUGGCCCUUGUUGGUCAGUCAGGCUGUGGAAAAUCGACAAUUCUGCAGCUGAUGCUUCGUUUCUACGAAAGUACUGACACUUCGGAGGAGAGCGGCGUUUUUAUGGAUGGUUGGAACAUCAAGGAGCUGAGUCCAAGCUGGAUCCGGUCAAGAAUUGGUGUCGUUUUUCAACAAUCCGACCUCUUCGACCUGACGAUUCGUGAAAACAUUGCCUUUGGAGAUCUUACUCGGGAGUUGAGUAUGGACGAGAUCAUAGCCGCAGCUCGGAUCGCAAAGAUUCAUGAGUUCAUCAUGAGUCUUCCUCAGGGCUACGAGACGACAGUGGGUAUCCGAGGUUCCCAACUUUCUGGCGGUCAACGCCAACGCCUGGCUAUCGCAAGGGCAAUGGUGCGCAAACCCGUUCUCUUGCUGUUGGAUGAGGCGACUUCCGCGUUGGACGCCGAAAAUGAACGUGCAGUACAGGACGCCCUGAAUGACGCCAUUACUUCCUCCUCCAUGACCUGCCUGGUCGUAGCUCACCGUCUCUCCACGGUUGAGGCCUGUGACUGUGUAGUGGUUGUAGAGGGAGGGCAGAAGGUUGAAAGCGGCCCGCCGCAUGCCCUGCUGCAGGCCAAG